This is a messenger RNA of Chinchilla lanigera (long-tailed chinchilla), 507 nucleotides long. It is a transcript of the gene Ska2, whose product is annotated as spindle and kinetochore associated complex subunit 2. The transcript has 5 exons. Lineage: Eukaryota; Metazoa; Chordata; Mammalia; Rodentia; Chinchillidae. The coding region runs from base 1 to 255 and encodes 84 amino acids. The record is from RefSeq and is a predicted model, not a curated record.
AUGGCCUUGAAACUAGGACGCAGUUUGGAGUCCCCUGAAACUCUGGGCGCCGGAGGCUGGACCAGAAUCGAAUUCCCUCCUCUUGCAGCAAAGGGAGCCGCCACCGUAUGGUGUAUCUUUAGGGCGGGUUCCAGAAAGCUGACUCUGAUCUGGAUUACAUUCAGUAUAGGCUGGAAUAUGAAAUCAAGACUAAUCAUCCUGAUUCAGCAGGAGAGAUGGAAGUCUGUUUUGCCCACGCUGCUCUCAGGCUCCUAGGCUCCAGUGAUCCUCUCGACUUAACCUCCUGAGUGUCUGGGAGUAUAGACACACACUACUGCCCCUAGCUGACUCUGCUUAUAGCCAUAAAAUCACAACUAUAAGUAUCCAUGCCCAUGGAAUAAAAGGAAAUGAUGCCUAAAAGUAUUAAUAUCUUUGACAGUUCUUGCCAGCAAACAAGACAUAUAUAUACUUUGGUCCUGGAAAUCAAACUCAGGAACUAGUGCUUGCCAGGCAGACACUGCACUGCUG